Molecule: messenger RNA, 1302 nt
Organism: Stylophora pistillata
Lineage: Eukaryota; Metazoa; Cnidaria; Anthozoa; Scleractinia; Pocilloporidae
Source: RefSeq, a predicted model, not a curated record
AGAAAAACAAUUUAGAGAAAGGACCCCAUAGUUUUAACACGGUAAUCUGACAAAGCGGUGAGUUUUUUGUCGGGUCGUUGUAAAACAAAACCCACAUCAACCAAUCAGAACAAACGAAAACCGGCAGCAAGGAAGAAAUUCUGAGAGCCAAUAAGAACCUUCUGUGGGCGCAGGAAACAUGGGUGACAACAUGGUUAUGGUUUUUAAUUUGCAUUCAAUUUGUUAAGAGGAUGGCGCAAGUUAUCUACACCGAUCACGAAGCGAAAAAGAGAAAUACCACUUGGCUUUUCGACACCCAAUUUAAAAAUUAUUUGCGAAGAGGAGGCAACUUUCUUAGUACCAAGUGUCAAAACUGAUAACAACUAUCGUCGUGGAUGUCGUUGGUCGGUCGGUUGAUCGCUUGUCUGCUCGUAAGUCCUGUGGUCGGUUUCUCAGUCAGUCGGUGGUUUGCUCGUCAGUCCUUUGGUCGGUUUCUCAGUCAGUCGGUGGUUUGCUCGUCAGUCCUUUGGUCGGUUUCUCAGUCAGUCGGUGGUUUGCUCGUCAGUCCUUUGGUCGGUUUCUCAGUCAGUCGGUGGUUUGCUCGUCAGUCCUUUGGUCGGUUUCUCAGUCAGUCGGUGGUUUGCUCGUCAGUCCUUUGGUCGGUUUCUCAGUCAGUCGGUGGUUUGCUCGUCAGUCCUUUGGUCGGUUUCUCAGUCAGUCGGUGGUUUGCUCGUCAGUCCUUUGGUCGGUUUCUCAGUCAGUCGGUGGUUUGCUCGUCAGUCCUUUGGUCGGUUUCUCAGUCAGUCGGUGGUUUGCUCGUCAGUCCUUUGGUCGGUUUCUCAGUCAGUCGGUGGUUUGCUCGUCAGUCCUUUGGUCGGUUUCUCAGUCAGUCGGUGGUUUGCUCGUCAGUCCUUUGGUCGGUUUCUCAGUCAGUCGGUGGUUUGCUCGUCAGUCCUUUGGUCGGUUUCUCAGUCAGUCGGUGGUUUGCUCGUCAGUCCUUUGGUCGGUUUCUCAGUCAGUCGGUGGUUUGCUCGUCAGUCCUUUGGUCGGUUUCUCAGUCAGUCGGUGGUUUGCUCGUCAGUCCUUUGGUCGGUUUCUCAGUCGGUCGGUGGUUUGCUCGUCGGUGGUUCGGAGGGUUAGUCGGUUGGUUGGUUGCUUUUCCAACGAUGAAAGUUGAAACAUUGAGUCAUUCACUCAAAGCUCAUAAACAUUUUUAUUCGGCUAAAUUCAUUUUUUUCGGACUAUUCGGGAGAAUAAAAGUACUCUACGCGUUGAAAAGUUCAGAAUCUAAUGUCGACGAAAAGACGCUUGAAUAAGUAACAA